Molecule: messenger RNA, 1370 nt
Organism: Mercurialis annua (annual mercury)
Lineage: Eukaryota; Viridiplantae; Streptophyta; Magnoliopsida; Malpighiales; Euphorbiaceae
Exons: 2
Coding region: 275-1027 (250 amino acids)
Cellular component (GO): plasma membrane
Source: RefSeq, a predicted model, not a curated record
AAUACAAAAACAGCCAAAAAAAAUCCUUCCCGCCAUGUCAGCAACUGAACGCCGCGCGUGAAUCUCGCCAACCGAAUUUCUUCUUACCACUGCCAACCUCCUUCCCUUUCCUUAAACAGACAAUUCCAAUCUCCCCCCACUUCAUUUUUUUAAGAUUGAUUUUCUCAUUCUGAUUCCAUCAUCGUCCCGAUCGUUCCAAUCCUGAUCGUCCAGUCAUAAUUCAUUAAUUUCAAUCCGAGUUCUGCUCAAAAUCCAGAAUUCGUGAUCAACAUCAAUGGCAGCAAACGAGCAACCGGCAAAACCGGUUCUCCAAAAACCGCCUGGUUUCAGAGAUACCAACGCCUCUGGCGGCAAACCAAUCCCGAGACCGCCCGCGGUCCGAAAAGCCCCGCUUCCAGCGUCAUUCCAACCAAGGAGACGGCAAAAAAGCUUAACCCGUAUAUGCUGCUGCAUUUUUUUCCUCAUCUUUUUAUUACUAGUAAUCCUCGUCAUACUCGCGGCCGGGUUUUUUUACAUCUGGUUCGAUCCACGACUCCCUGCUUUUCACCUCCAAUCAUUCAAGAUCUCCUCAUUAAACGUCACGUCGAAACUCGACGGAACUUAUCUGAACGCGGCCACGGUGGCGAGGGUCGAAGUCAGGAACCCGAAUUCCAAGCUAAAAUAUCUAUAUGGCGAGACGAAUGUGGACAUUACAUUGGGUGGGGAUGAGAGUACGCCAUUGGGUUCGAAGAUUUUGCCGGGAUUCGUUCAGAAUAAAUUGAAUACGACUAGUUUAAAGAUCGAGACGAGUAUGAAGAACGAGCUGAUUCAAGACGAAGUGGGAUCGAGAUUAAAAUCGGGAUUUAGAAGUAAAGAACUGGUGGUGAAUGUUCGGGUUAAGACUAAAGUUGGAGUGGAUGUUGAAGGGUUGGAGAGUGGGAUGUUAGGAGUGGAUGUGUUUUGUGGUGGUAUUACUUUGAAGGAUAUUGAUGGUGGUGAUAUGCCUAAAUGUGGUAUUCGGACUCUUAAAUGGAUCAACAUAAAUUGACAAAAAAAAGUGCAAGAAGGAGAAUGAAUCUGAUUGCAGAAAUUUAAAAGAUAAAGACUGAUGAUAGAACAUAUCAAAUUGCAGGCAAUAUUGGUCCUUUUUAAUUUUGAUCAUAUUAAAUAUUUGUAAUUAUUCACAGAUCAUAUGGGAGAUCUAAGAGUAUCAUCAGACAACAUGGGUCCAGAAGUCUUAAUUUUUGGUUCCAUAAUCAAUCAUGAAUUAUGUAAUGUAAUUGGGGAUGGGAAUGGGAUACAUGCAAAAGUAGAUAAUUUUUUUUAAUUAUUUGUUUAAUUAAUUAACUAAUGGUGGUUGAUUUGUGUAUAUUUUCUUUUUGUUUUGAGAA